AAGUUGUGAGAGUUCUAAGUAUUGAUGUGGAUGAAACACUUCAAGAUUACAAGAAUGAUGGAAACCACUCAAGAGGACCACAUGAUGGCCUUGGUUCAUCAGAUGAUCACAUUCUGUGGUUUAUGCAAGGUAUCUGGGGCAAAGUAUGAGCUCUGCAGUGUUUGACUGUUAGACCUGCCAGUGUCCCCUCACCUGCGGUUACCUUCCUUUUCACGUAUCAGGACCAUAUGUGCUUCCUUUACAUUUCUCAGAUCUCGGACCUUCAUCUCAGUAUCUUUCAAGAUCCUACCAGAUCUACAGAGCUGAUGGAGUUUGCUUCUGUAACAGUGAAUAACAUCAGGCCAGCAGUGGUCUUAGCCUCAGGUGAUUUGACCGAUGCCAAAAAUGCUGACAUGUUAGGUUCUCAGCAAUAUAUUGAGGAAUGGGCCACCUAUAGUGAUGUUCUCAAGAACAGUGGAGUUCUCAACAAAACUACUUGGCUUGAUAUCCGAGGAAACCAUGACAAUUUUAACGUGCCUUCAUUAAGCAGUGAGGAGAACUUGUACCAGCAGUACAGUGUCCAGGGGCCUCAUCACUCUCGCUCCUACAGUUACACUCUCAAGCAAGGUGGUCAGUCUGUAACCUUCAUAGCUGUUGAUGCCUGUCUUCUCCCAGGCCCAAGAAGACCAUUCAAUUUCAUUGGAAUGGUAACGUCAUCUGAGAUGCGUCUACUAGAGGAGUUUGAGAGGUCCAGUCGCAAGAGCAACUACACCAUCUGGUUUGGUCAUUAUCCCACUUCAUGCAUCCUCUCCCCUGAGCCAGGCAUUCGGCGUAUUAUGGGUCGAGGUUUAGCUUAUCUCUGUGGACACCUGCACACUCUUGCAGGUCUUGUUCCUAAUAUGUACACCCGGCAACACACAGGCUCCCUUGAGCUGGAGCUUGGAGACUGGAAAGACAGCCGACUUUUUCGUGUAGCUGCAAUAGACCAUGGCCUGUUUUCUUUUACUGAUGUGAAGCACGCCUCAUGGCCUAUUAUCCUCGUAACAAACCCUAAGCAUGCGCUGUUUGCUAUGAAGCACCAUGAGCCACUGCACCUUAUCCAGGAGUCCACACACAUCAGGGUGUUGGUGUGGUCUCUGUCAUCUAUUGUGGAGGCCAGAGUAAGGAUUGGUAAAGGGCCAUGGCUCACCUUGACUCAAGUUAAAGAGGGGCCUCUCUUCAUUACUUCUUGGAACCCACAGAAAUACUUGGCAGAGCUUCACACACUUACGGUAUAUGCAAGAGAUUCCAGUGGCAGGGAGCAAACAAUAGAGCAGCCUUUCUCCCUUGAUGGUUCUCAGCCUUCUUUUAGGUUUUGGCCAAGAGCUCUCCUCAUGUCCAAUGUUUCUAUGUUUUUCCAGUUCUUGUUUGGUAUUAUGGUAUGUGUGUGUGUGCUGCCUCUGUGCAUCCUACGCUACGUUCACCGUCUGGCCCUUGAAAAACGAAUGAUUCGUCCAAGACUGAGAUGGAAAUUCUUUGACCUAUGGCUACGUAAACUAUGGGUCCUAGUGUCUGUGGACCGGCUCUUCUGGCCUUUGGUUGUGAGUGCUGUGUAUGUGCCUGUUGGGCCUUGGUUUGUUGGAGAAGUCAUUGAAGAUCAUAUUGGAGUAGUGUUUGCUUGGGGCAUAUUUGUCAAUAGAAGCUACCUACCAGGCUCAUUAACAUAUGCUUAUGGAUUUUUCCAGAUGCUGACCUUCCAGUUUCCUCUCAUCCUUGCAGUUGCACACUGCGUUGAAUUUAGAUUCUGGUCAUUGUAUGUUGAUCCACUAUGCAGCUUUCCUCGUUACUUAUGCCGUCACGUGUGCCCACUUCUCAUUGUCACAUUUCAGAUGAUCACUGCUUUCUUCUUCUGGCUAGCAUACGGAACAAUGGCUCUUUUUUUGGGUCCACUUCGUACCUGGUCUGCAGUUUUGGGACUGAUUUUGUGGUAUCAGGCUGCAACUGUUCAUAAAGAUGUUUUGAGGGAGGCUGCUCAAGUUUGGGUUCCCCAGCCCCUAGCCUGGGAGGAGGAAAAGACUGAGAGUCAAGCACACGUGUCCCAGAGCUCACUGUGAUGUCAUCAGUGUUCCUUAAAAUUAUAAGGUAAAUAUACGCCAUCAAAUAUUAAUCAACUUGUAUGUAGUAUUUAUUUACAUUUCAAGAGCUUUCAUCAUAAAAAGGUAUAUAACACAUCUUACAUGGAGAGAUUGAAAAGAACCCUAGAUGUAUAAAGGAAGUCUGUGAAAUAAAUGGUGAUGAUGAUUGGAGAGUAGUUGUAAAUGUAUGAGUAAGGAUAAUUAUAGAAAGUUUGCCAAAUCUGGUCCAUGUGACUGAUUAAGUUACAUAUGGGAAGAUAUUAAUGGUAAAGGUGGGCCAUACACUGUAGCUGCAUGUGGCCUCAUUGUUCAUCACAAUCUCAAUUGCCUGUGUUGGAUUGUCUUUCUUAACCUGAGGCACAGAGCCAAAGAAAGAAUGAACAGCUGGAUGUUAUGUGUACCACCUGCUCCACCCCAGAUUGGGGUUGAGGACCAUUGAAUAAUAGCUAGCCACACAAUAGGUGGAUGGAUCUGUUACAGUGUUGUUGAGUUAAACCAGUCCAUGAUGCAGAGAACUUUGGGUACAGUGCAUUGCUUGUCAUCUUGCCAUAUGAUAGUAAAAAUAUCUCUUUCCUCCCUGAGGCCUUGGGCAGGUAGGAUGUGAAUGUCUGGUGGAGUGUCAUUGUAAAUGAGUGUGUGCAUGUGCACCUGGCCAUGACUGUCCCUUUUCAAAAUGGGAUAUUGCCCUGGAAUGUAAACAUUAAAGAAUUUUGUGAUCCAGUUUUUAGUGCAUUCAGUGUUGCUUAAUAGCAUUUUGUAUUUCUCUGUAUUUUUUACAGCUCUAUAAUUGUUUAUUGUCAUUUGUAUCAUGAUUUUCUAAACAAAGAAAUUUUCAUCCA
Molecule: messenger RNA, 2932 nt
Organism: Portunus trituberculatus (swimming crab)
Lineage: Eukaryota; Metazoa; Arthropoda; Malacostraca; Decapoda; Portunidae
Product: transmembrane protein 62-like
Exons: 16
Coding region: 228-2072 (614 amino acids)
Molecular function (GO): hydrolase activity
Source: RefSeq, a predicted model, not a curated record